Columba livia (rock pigeon) is the source of this 4390-nucleotide messenger RNA. RefSeq names its product myelin regulatory factor like (gene MYRFL). Gene Ontology annotation, cellular component: endoplasmic reticulum membrane; nucleus. The annotation marks the transcript as partial. Gene Ontology annotation, biological process: protein autoprocessing; positive regulation of DNA-templated transcription. The record is from RefSeq and is a predicted model, not a curated record. Lineage: Eukaryota; Metazoa; Chordata; Aves; Columbiformes; Columbidae. The transcript is spliced from 24 exons. Gene Ontology annotation, molecular function: sequence-specific DNA binding; DNA-binding transcription factor activity.
CUCAUAACUUCCAUCAUUUUAACAUUUUUAAUUUUAGGGAAAGAUGUCCAUGGAGCUUUGGAGAAUCCCAUGGUGGAUACAAGUAUGUUGGAAGAAUUCAUCAGUAGUGACCUAGAGUUUGGAACUUUGCAAAGCCAGUUGCCAGACUCUCCACCAGACUCUGGAUCAGAACGGUGUUCACCGCCACAGCUUCAGACCCCAUGGUAUGACCCUGCAUGGCCCAGUGGGCUGCAGACUCAGCUCCCAUGCUCAUCUGCUGUGGCACCAAGCAAGCUUCCCUGCAGGUUGAUGGAGACGUACUCUGACCCCAGUGCCAGUGGUCAUCCUUGCACCAUCCCCCAAGGCUGCUCUCUGAAGACAGAAAAUUCUGUGACUGCUUGGAAUAAUUCUACAUCCUCCAACGUUUUGGGUUUUAAUUAUUCAUAUUUUCAACCAAAUGCAUCUCAGAUUUCUGGUAUUUCUGCAGCACCAGGAAAAAAAAGGAAGCUCUCACAAUUAUUGGGAGAUGCCACUGAUUCUCCAGUCCGAUCUCAGGACUCCAGACAAGCAACCGCUAAGGACUGUGCUGCUGAAGUGCAAGAAUAUGACAGUGAUGGACAGAAUGCAGCUUUGGAAAAAUGCUGUCAAGCUCUAACAUGGCAACCUUAUCAAACUUCUCAGUGGAACAGCUUAUUUAACUCUAAUUAUGAAAAACUACCCACUAUAGGAUGUCACAUUGUCACAGAUAAAGGAUUUAAUUUUUCAACAACAGAUGAUGCCUUUGUGUGCCAGAAGAAGAAUCAUUUCCAAAUUACAGUCCAUAUUAGAGUCACUGGACAUCCAAAAUAUGUAAACACUCAGCUGGGGGGAAAACUAAUAGAAAAGUUUUACUUGAAAGCUUUUGGAAUAAAGGUGGAAACUCCAAAUCAAACGAUUGCUAUUGAACAGUCUCAGUCAGAUCGAAGCAAAAAAACUUUCCAUCCUGUUAAAGUUGACCUGCCAGGGGACCAGAUAACUAAAGUAACACUGGGAAGGUUGCAUUUCAGUGAAACAACAGCAAACAAUAUGAGAAAAAAGGGGAAACCUAAUCCUGACCAGAGAUACUUCAUGCUGGUAGUUGGACUGUAUGCUGUCUCUCAGGACCAAUUCUACCUACUGACUGCGAAUGUCUCUGAAAAGAUCAUUGUGAGGGCAUCUAACCCAGGGCAGUUUGAGAAUGACAGUGAUGUACUGUGGCAGCGAGGACAUGUUCCAGAGACGACAGUCUAUCAUGGUCGAGUAGGAAUUAACACAGAUGCACCAGAUGAAGCACUGGUUGUCUGUGGAAAUGCAAAAGUUAUGGGCAGAGUCAUGCAUCCAUCUGACAGCCGAGCAAAACAGAAUAUCCGGGAGGUCGAUACGAAUGAGCAGUUGAGGAGAAUAACGCAAAUGAGGCUGGUGGAGUAUGACUACAAGCCUGAAUUUGCAUCUGUUAUGGGAAUAAAAAACACCCAUGAAACAGGAAUAAUAGCCCAGGAAGUCAAGGAUCUUUUGCCUCAAGCUGUUACAGAAGUUGGAGAUGUUGUUUGUGAUGAUGGACAAAAAAUAGAAAACUUCCUCAUGGUUGACAAGGAUCAGAUCUUUAUGGAGAAUGUUGGUGCUGUGAAACAGCUUUGUAAACUAACGAACAAUCUUGAAGUCAGAAUAGAAGAAUUGGAACAGUGGAAUAGGAAACUGGCCAGGCUGAAACGGACGAGCAGUUUAAAGUCAACAGUCAGUGAAGAGAGCAAAGCCAGCAGGUAUAGUCGAGCUACUAGUCUUUUGACAUCAAAAAAAUCAGUCCCGCUAAAAUCCAGCAAGGUUUGUUUGUUAAACAGGAAGAAGAUUUUCCGGGUGACUAUAAUAGCUUUGCUCACUCUUAUGGCACUAUGCGCUCUGACAAUAUUGACCCUAUACCUCCUUAGCAUUCAUGACAGACGUUUUGAAAAACAGCCUAUUUACAGCACUACCUCAGGCUCUGUUAUGCUCUUGCCCGCUACCACUACAGCAGCUUUGCAGGGGGAAAGCACCAUUUCUCAGAGCACGCAACCCAUCAGCACUAUCCCUGAAGUGAAUUUCUGUGACAUUUUGCCUUGUGACACGGUCUGUUGUUGUCCAAUUCAGGAACAGAAAGUCAAAUCUCUAAGUUAUGAGAAAAACAAUGCAAAGGAGAUGCGACGCAAAAGUAACAUGUUACCUGAAGGAAAUACAGUGAAAAUAUCUAAUGGAAGACCUGAUCUUGGAAAUGACUGGAUUGACACAACAAUCAGUUCCAUACAGAUUUUGGAAACGCAGCAAAGCAUUGACAACCGCUAUUGUAGUAAAAAUCUACAGUGCUGGUCUGGAAAUUACACCUAUAUUAUUCCUGUUAACAAAUAUACACCCAUGGAUGUAGAAAUGUCACUGGAAAUUAACACCACAGAACCAUUAAUUGUAUUUCUCUGCAAAGUCACAUUUGGAAAUUAUUGCUCCUAUUAUUCUGCAAAACAAAACAGUAGGAAGGAUUUCCUCGAAACUACACAGGGACAUCAGCAUAUUUGGACUCUCCCUGUAGCUAAAUUUUAUGACAGCAAGUACCAUUUCCGUGUAGCUGCACCGGGUUUUGCAGCCUGCUCAACAGAUCAUUAUUUUGCUGGGAUGUUUUUUACUGAUUACCACUUCUACUUUUAUCGGCAGUGCAACUAAAAUGUUGUUGAUCAUUCUGUUCUUUGGGGAAAAGACAAUGAAGCUCUUGAUAUGAAAAAGAGACUUAUGAAUUGUCCUGGAUAUUUUUUAAACAUCUUGAUGAGUUGUACAGCACUUUCUUGUUUGUUUUGCUUUUAAAUAAAAAAAAAAAAAAAAGGAGACAUAUGAAGUGUUUGAUAACAACCACAGUUCUGCAUUUCCAGGAACUGUUUCUAAACGGACAUGAGGCAAUGGAGUAAACAAUGAGUAAAUAAGAAAUCCCAAUGAUCAUAGUGAAGUUAGAUGAUAUUGUACAUAUGGCAGACAAGAACGAAUGGGUAGGAGCUCUGCUGAGCUGGGAUGCACUCUAGUCCUCAGAAGAUGGUAAGGUAAUAAAAUGUUAUUUGCAGUCAGGAGACAUAAUUCUGUCUUACAGGCAUGUGCCUCCUUUUAGUAUCUGCUGCCCUUUAUUCAUAUAUAAAUCUAUUUUUAUUUUUCACUAACAAAACAAAAACCAAACAAAACUUUGAGAGAGAAAUGUAGCUCUGUGCAAAUGCCCUCUAAAAUAGGUGCUGUAAGUUAGGGAACGACAGGUCAAUUCUGCAAUCUAGGUAAGUAUUUCCAUUUCAGAAAACAGUAUCAUCAUUGCCAUUAUGAUUGUGUGAUUUAAUGAUGCUGCUGCUGCUGUUUGAAUGAUAUAUAUUUAAUCUACUUGUUUUUUUUUUUUUAACUGUACAGCAGGAAUUGACUAUUUACUCCUAAAUUCAGGUUAUUUUUUUUCUUGGUGUUUGUGAUUUGUGCCAGUGUGAUGGAAGAAUAGAAAUAUUUGAAAAGAAUAAUAUCUUGCGUGUGUGUCUUUAUAAGAUACAUAUGGAUACACACUUGCAUGGGAGAAAUCUUUCUGGUUUUAUUUAGAAAAUAUAUUUGUAAGGUAAAACUUUUUAAAUGAAAUUCCACAUUAGUUGCUCAGACAGAAGCAAAACAGAUGUGAGAACCAAGUAUGGUGUUGUGGGGUAUGUUUAGAACAAUAAUUCAUUUUGUGUAGAGAAGAUAGAGUAAAUUUAAUGGAGAGACUGUAGGCUUUUAAAGAUUCAUAAUGUAAAAGUUACAUUUGAACAGCCUUACUCUGAAUGAAAUUCUUUAUUUAGCAGCCCAAGAGAAACACUAGGAAGAAAGAUUAAUCUCUAAAAAAGAGCUGACUACAGGUUUUGUAAACACCAAUGUGUCUUAAUUGUAUAUUUAUUGCCUGACGAUGUGAUGGGAGAAUUUCAUUUGUUUCUGUGCCUUUGUUUGGCAUUUCUUUUGUCACUAUUUUGAGAUUUCCUUUAAGGAUGACUUUUUCACUGAUAUUUUAAGAUGCAUGUGCUUCAGGUUGUGGGGGGUUUUUUUGUUUGUUUGUUUUAAUUUAUGGUGUAGGUCAUGUUCUGUAAUAUCCUGAAGACUAACUGGACUUGGAAGUCUGGAUCCAAAAGCAUCAGAAAUUCACACCUUUAGUUUUUUGUGGUCCAUGCUUGAGGGUAAUUCCUAAGUGCCAUCUGGUCACAGAUGCUAGUGCAUCUGCAUCUUGAACAAACAUUGCAUAUUUCUAGACCUACCUGGUUUUCCUCACACUAUUCUGGGUUGUACGCUCUUCUCCAUGGCACAGAGCACUGCAGUAGAAGGAUAUAAGUUCCCAGUGUUUCCUGUUAUCCAAAAAAGUUCCUGUGAUUAGAGCCUGGGGUGAGAUGCA